ACAUAUGAUAGCAUCAAUUAUUAUUCGUUUUGUAAACAAAUGAAGCAUCAAAUUAUAAACCCAAUUAUUUAUUAAGUUUAUGAUGCAAAAUGGAUAACGUUGAAAAUGAGUGGAAACUCUGGUGUCGCCUUUGUGCAAAGGCUGAUGUACAAAAUAUCAACUUAUUUUCAGAUUCUAUUCCGACCUCCAACAGCAAUACAAUAAACUUUAUUGCUGCUAUAAAUGAAUACUUUCACGUUCAGAUUAUUCAAGAAGGGAAUCUGCCCCAGGUGGUUUGUACUCAAUGCUUGCUAAUGGUAACGUCUUUAGUGGAAUUCGCUGCUCGUAUAAGUAAAGUUCAAAAAAUGUACAAUACUCUUAAAAAUCGUAAAGAAAUAACGGAGCUGGAUUUGGGGAUAUUUGCACAGAAAUACGAUGCUCUUAACGAGGACCCAGUCGAGACGGACCCUUUAACAAUGACAAAUAAAUUUUAUACGCCAACGGCAAUCGAAAACCAACUCAGUUGCAAUUUACCCCCAUUUUUAAACACAGUAUCAUCGGAAGUCCAAAACGAAUUAAUUUGUGACAAACAGGCUGAUAGAUUAAAUGAAAAAUUUAAUAAAAUUAACAAAUCUAAAGGUGAUUUUGUCCAACAUAGCGAAUCGAGCGGUUAUAAAUUACCAAGUAGCAGUGCUAUGAUUGAGGCUCCCGUGAAUGUUAAAUCUAAUGAAAAUACUAUUGCAUUAAAGAAAUUGCAUAAUAAAAAGUUCCAAAACGUCAACAGCUGCGUGAAUAGUGAUAUGUCUGAAAAACGUUUAGCUUCCUCGAAUAAAAACCGAAAUAAAAGCAAAUACCUUUGCAGCCACUGCCCACAGCGUUUCCAACGAAUCAGCAGUUACAGAUUGCAUAUAAAGAAAAAGCAUGGUAAAAUUGAAAAAGACGCGCCGUUAGUAGAGAAGCAAGUAUAUACCUGUCCGAAUUGUGAGCUAAUGUUCCCAAGGAGAGCUCUGAGGACACAACAUGUAAAAUCUGUACACGGUGAUAAAAGUGCUUUUAUUUGUGAAAAGUGCGGUGAAAUUAUGGGUAGUAAAACGGCACUUCGCGAUCAUAUGCUCACACACUCAAAUUAUGCACCUUUCGAAUGCAAAGUGUGCGGGAAAUGUUUCAAACAAAAAAAACGUCUAAAGAUACACAUGGAUAUACAUGGAGAUAAACAUAUUUGUAACGAGUGUGGUCUCCAAUUGAGCUCCCGUUCUACACUCUAUUUUCAUUCAAUGGUUCAUUCCGAUGCAAUGCCACAUAAAUGUGACUAUUGUGGGCGAGCCUUUAAGCGGGCCAAGACACUGAAAAACCAUCUUAUUCUUCACACUGGUCUAAAACCAUAUUCAUGUGACUUUUGUGAUAAGACCUUUUCAAAUACCACGAGUUGUCGUACACAUAAAAAGAACUUACACGCCGAAGAAUUUGCUGCUCAAGAGGCAUCUGGAGAAAAGCCGCCCAAAGCAAGGAAUAUACCAACGUUGGCUGUGUUAAAAGCAAUAACUCGUACAGCUAAUAAUCUUACCCCAGUGGCACCGAAACAAAGCGGCAAUUUUUCUUGUGGUAAAAAACGAACAUUGGAUGAAAGAAACUCUAACCUCAUGAGCAAGAUGUGCAAACAUGAUUCCACAGAAUUUGCGGCAACCAAUAACGCUGUUAUAAAUGCUACCCUGGCCAAUACAUUUGUAUCAAAUACCGAAUGCAAUAGUACCAAUUAAAUCAAUUUAAAGUUCAA
Molecule: messenger RNA, 1753 nt
Organism: Anastrepha obliqua
Lineage: Eukaryota; Metazoa; Arthropoda; Insecta; Diptera; Tephritidae
Product: zinc finger protein weckle-like
Exons: 4
Coding region: 90-1736 (548 amino acids)
Biological process (GO): regulation of transcription by RNA polymerase II
Cellular component (GO): nucleus
Molecular function (GO): zinc ion binding; RNA polymerase II transcription regulatory region sequence-specific DNA binding; DNA-binding transcription factor activity, RNA polymerase II-specific
Source: RefSeq, a predicted model, not a curated record